Messenger RNA from Trypanosoma grayi, 1845 nucleotides. RefSeq names its product tRNA pseudouridine13 synthase. The record is from RefSeq and is a predicted model, not a curated record. Gene Ontology annotation, molecular function: pseudouridine synthase activity; RNA binding. Gene Ontology annotation, biological process: pseudouridine synthesis. Gene Ontology annotation, cellular component: nucleus. Lineage: Eukaryota; Euglenozoa; Kinetoplastea; Trypanosomatida; Trypanosomatidae. The coding region runs from base 1 to 1845 and encodes 614 amino acids. The transcript has a single exon.
AUGAAAGUUGCUGCGAGAGGCCCCAUCGUGCGGUGGUCGCUGCGGAGACCAACGACUGGAAUUGCUGUGUCUCGGAGCGACUGGCGAUCAGGUCGCGAUCUUAGCACUGAAGAAAAGGACUCCGGCCUCUUGCUUCGUUUACGUGAUGUGUGCGCUAAGGUGCCGGACGGCAGCCGCCUCCCUGUGGCUGUUGUGAAGGCACAUUCGAGUGACUUUCAAGUGAACGAAAUUGAUGCGGGUGGAAAUGUCGCGACACUUGAAAAGGCCCCAAAAGGAAGAUGGCAGAAGAUUUCGCGUCAGAAAACUCUUCUUGUCGAGGACAACCGGGAAACACCAUUCAGUAAUCCGUUAAAAACAUUUAGUCCACGUGUGCAGAGUUAUGGUGAGUACGUGAGAUCGUUGGGAAGGCUUCCACGGGAUUUUUCAAUACUUCGUUUUGUCCUCUAUCGAGAUUCCCAUUCAAUCAGUAGUGUUGUAAACCGUGUAGGCUAUGUGUUGUCCCCCCAACAGGACUGCAUGUUUAUGCAUCACCAACCAGGCGGGUCUUUUGGUUGUAUUACACAAUACGGCGUGUGCAUUGGUAUGACAAAGGAGCUCCUUCCGCAUGCAUCACGUCAUUACAACCUACAUCCUCUUAUUUUUGAUCCACGUGAGUAUCACUCGAAUGAGCGUCUGGAUUCACUCCUCCAAAGACCUUGUGGGCAUUACUAUCGCAUGACUCUACGGUGUGUGGAAGGUGAUCGAGAUUUUGUGAACAGUCGACUAAAGUUCAUAAGUGAAAGGGGCUUUAUCAACUAUUUUGGUUUAGAUACAUUUGGUGUGGGUACGAACCGAUUUUUUGAAAUGGCAUCUUUUGCCGCCCAAGGAGAUUAUCUUAAGGCUGUGGGUGGAUUGCUCCAGUGCAUUGCCGAGUGCGAUGGGGUGCACCAUGAUUACUACCUGCGAUACCUUAAUGCAGAACCUAGCACCGUUCCGGGUGUGUCGAAGUCAUGGGCGGAUGCGGCCAAACACAUGCGAUCACAAAAGUGGCUUGUAGAGUUACUGCAACAGCUGUCCGAAUACCACGAGGGUGCUGUGAGGAAGGAUGAGCACCUUCGCAAGAUUUGGGAGCGUGUUCCUGUUCGUGAUCGUAUUCAACGUAGUGCCGCAGAGUUUGUGUGGAAUGCCAUGACGUCACAGCGAUUGCUCUCGAAGGGUUUGGAAGUUGUUGAAGGGGACGUGGUGCGGGUGCGCACCUCCGAUUCCUCUAGUGUUAUUGAUACCACUUCAUUUCCCAAGAGUUCUUACGAUUACAAACAUGUAACCGGUGAAGAUGCACGAAGAGGUGUCUACAACAUACAGGACGUUGUUCUUCCCAUCCCAUAUGAUUCUGUUUCUCUCCGUGAUUGCCUGUUUCCUGAGUUAACACCACUCGACAGAGAGUUUUACCAAGAAUUUGCGGCAAAGCAUGGUUUAUCAUUUCUUUUUGAAGAGACAUUUGUGCCUGGUGCAACACCUCGAGAGCUCUACCGUCCACUGGUGGUGAAACCUAGGGACUUUCAAGUUGUUGUGAUUCAUGACCCGAAUUCUUUUGUAUGCUUAAAGUCGGAUCUUGCUGUAAUGCAAGAGAGGAAGCCGAUAGAAGUCAAGGAAAUGGAUUAUGCGACGCGGAUACGGGAACCGUGUGUGUAUAACGUAUCGGAGCGUUUUGUAGAGAAGAUGGAACCUAUUAAGAAAGCACACGGAGGCGUUAGCUCAGUCAUCCUUUCCUUUUCUCUCCCAGGCGGCUCUUCACCGUUUGUGAUGCUGAGGGAGGUGUUCUCUCUACGUUAUGCUUCGUUUCAGGAUCUCUAUGGUAUGCUGUAG